UUGUGGACCGAUCACAUCAGUUCGGAUUGUACAGUGAUCGUGCGCGGUGAUGAAGUGCUCAAAUUCGUACUUGACGUCGUAAACGAAACGUGCACUGUAUUUGUUUUUUAUAUUGGAAACUCUUUUACGAAUUUACUUUUAAAGGCAAUUGUGCUGACUUUAAUUCGCCGUGAUGCGUGCGGGAUUCGUUGCGAAACAAAAUUUACAAAGUGAAGAAGGAAGGGUUGAUUAUUUGAUUUGUGUAAAAUGAAAAAAGUGAAGCUUAAGUGGAAAUCUAAACCGGAAUAAAUAAAAUAUUUCAUGCAGAGAAAAAUGUAAAAAAAAUUAAAAAAAAAAAACAAAAAAAACAAGCUUACUUUCCGUCAAUUGGAGGCUUCAUUUCUGCCCCUCACUACAUCAUUAACGGAUGUGUUUUACACGUUAACUGUUCAUUUGCUAUUUGUAGAACAAAUAUAUAAAGUAAAGCAAAACAAAAUGUGCUUUAAAAAUAUAUAUGUGCAUAAAUAUGAAAGAAGUGAAGUCAGAAAUUAAAACCUACACUUGAUGCGUACUUCAGAAGAUAUUGAAAACAGAAAUGUUAAAAAUUUGAAUAUUGCUUAUAAAACAGUUAUACAAAAUUGUUGAACUAAACGAUAAAGUCGCAGGGCGGCUUUUGAUUUUUUUUUUUAAUAAAUUUUUUAGUAAAGCGUAAUUAUUGAAAACAAGAAAAACAACAAAAUUCUGAAGCUGGAAAUGCAUUUGGCAACGCACAAUUGCAACGAUCUUAAAAUUGAUACGAAAAAUAAAACGAUACGAAUUCACGGAAAGUACACGAAAAUCGCAAAAUUCACCGACUUCAGCACAGCUACCAAGAAAUUUGAAGUAAAUGCUUAUAGCUGAAAAACUUAGAAAAUUACAGUGUAACACAGCCGCCAAUGGGAUGCGUCCAACAACAGUUGUAAUACGCCGCCGCCGCCAAACUUAAAAUAUUUUAUGACCGUUAAACAUAUGCGCGUCCACACAUACAUAUAUACCAACAAAAGUGUUAGUGCGCAGCAAACUUUAAGUGCAGCCAGAAAUAAAAAAGAGUGGAACAAAUUAAAAAGAAAUUAUAAUAAAAAAAAAUACGUUCGCUAGUCAAAGUUACUUAGUAAAAUUAAGAAGACUUAUUCACGAUGGAGAAGCUGCGCGAUAAAAUGUGGUUUCGCCUCUCGGGUGGCGGGAGCAGUGGGGCAGAUUCCGCAGAUGAUGCAUCACCCACAAGCACCAGCAGUAUUAAUAAUUCGCUGGCGGUGCCCAGCUCAGGCGGCAGUGAGCCGUCGCGUUUUGAGAAGUUUCGACGUGCUAGCUUUCGUCGCAAAUCUACUGGCCACAUGCCGACACGUAAGCGUUCCAAAUCGCCCCAUUUCAUAUUGCAAGCGGACAAAUCCACUUCAUUGGAGGAAGCGGACGAGGAUGCGGAGAAGGAGCGCAACAAUGCAGUGUUGGCGCAAGGGCAGAUAUCGUCAGGUGAUGCGAUGAUCGGAGGCAACUUGCUUGCAUGCCCAUCACAACAGUCACUGUAUCAUAGUGAGGUGAAUAUUUUAUUGAAUGGAGCGGAGGGGCAUAUUACAGCACUGCCAUUGCUCAGCGAUCCCAAGCCGGAGUAUAAGAAGACGACACUCAAGUCCAUCAAAACUGAUCCACCGAAGCGCAAAUUCUACAAGUUCUCAUCUUCAUUAGCGCGUCGGCAUGGUUCAUUCGAGAGUGCUGAAGUACCACCGGCUGUAAGCACGCUUGCGCGCUUGGGUGAAUAUACACCAAAAAGCACCCACAAACAGCCUAACGCAAGAGUCGCCACCUCUGUCGCCGAGUAUAGUGAUGAGGAGGAUGAUAACGACGACGAUGACGAGGAUGCGGAUACGGACUCCACCGAUUCGGAUGACGAAAGCAGUGAUGCUGACGCCGACCAAUUAUCGCCUCAACGUGGCAAUGGUAAAGAGAAGAUACUGCUUACCGACCCAAAGUUUAAACAUAACCGCAUCGAGAAGAGUUCUUCCAAAACGAAGAUGACCGAUCUGGAGAAGCGCGAGAGCUUGAAACGUUCACGUAGUGCGCGCAAAAUAGCUGCGGCCGAACGUGUUGCUGCUGCAGCGGCAGCGGUAGUUGCGUCUUCUGCGGUGACGGCGGGUGAGGAGGCGGUAAGCCCACAAAAGAAGAAGGAUAAACGUGCGGAAAAAGAGGCGGCUAAGAAACAAUCACGUGGCCAUAAUAAUCUUAAUUUAAAUGCGCUCGUCAAAUUCGUGAUGAGCAACAAGAAAUUUCUAAAUACUGAAGAGUUUACAUUCACGCGUCGCAAGUCGGUGUCGGAAGUGGCCACAACGGCUAUCACUUUGGCGGCCACUUGCAAGCCAAUGCCGAUUGCGUUAAAGUAUCCGCCCGAAAAUGUAGUGGCCGAAACGCCGAAGGAGCAUGACACCAAGGCUGAGCGCAAUGUAAUACUUGUAAAGAAACAAAAUCUCAAGAAUUCAUUUUGCGAUCAUUUAAACAACAAUAAUAACGAGUGCGGCAGCGAUAAGAACAAAAAGAAGAAACAAAAGAAGCAGAAAAAGAAAUCAGUGGAGCUGGAGGAGUGUGUGAACAGAGAAAUCUACAAAUGUAUUGCUGAGGAUGAUACGCAAAAAGCAUUGGACGCCAAAGUGAAGCGCAACAGUUCAAACAGCUCGAAAAGCAGCAAAAGUAGCGGCAACUUUGAGGAUGAAGCUUUCUACUCUUGCGAUGAAUUGGAACGUGAGGAGAGAGCCAGAGCCAGUGGUAGUUAUGGUGGUGGCGGUAGUAGUCGCGGUGGUAGUGUAAGUGGCGUGGAGGCAUCGCCUAGCUCCAACACUUCUGGCUCCAAUUCAUCUGCAACGAACUCAUUGUCGCCGCCAAUUUUUGUGUCGACCGAUGAGGCGGGCACUCAAACAACAGACGUAAAGCGUAAAACAUCUUCCCCAUCUCUCACUUCGAGAGUUGCGGCCAAGAUCAACGAAAAAACGAAUAACUAUCGUAAUCGGAGAGCAGUCGCAGCUGCUGCGGCUGCAGCGGCGAGCAAAGUGGCCAAAAAGCAACGCAAGGGGCAGAUGUCCUUGACGACAAGCGGAGGUGUUGGUGUAGGUGCAAGUGCGGGCGCGAGCGCGAGCGCUGAAAAGCGCGCAGAAUUCUACAAGCAAUUAAGUGUUGAACGCUUGCACACAUCAUCCAUAGUGCGACAACCCUCCGAUCGCAGACCGGAUGCAGGCAACCAAGCGCUGCGUUCCAACGGCAAUGCCACAACGUCCGCCGACAACACAGACGAUGUACAGCUACGCUUGCCAUCGAGCGCUUCAUACCCAGCCAGCGGGCCGGGCGGCGAAUCAAGCGCUGGCGUCGCGGGUAAAGGCGCAUUGGGACGCGCAACGCGUGAAUCGAAUGUGCCAUUGCCAGGCGAUGCGGCCGACUUGUCAGCUGCAACCGAUACGAAUGCGCAGGAUGCAGCAGAAGGGAAAGAUGCACGCCGCGAACGUUUACAUCAGCAACAUCAACAGAAUAAAAGCGCACCCGUCUCGGUUAAUCGCUCCGAAUCAUACAAGGAGCGUUUAUCGCAAAAACGCAAUCGCAAUAGUCGACGCAAAACAUCAGAUCCUAGUCUGACGUCAAGGCCAAACGAUGAGCAAGCUGAUGUUGGUCUUUCCAAUUCCAAUUACACCGCAAGUUCCAAUUCUAGUCUUUCCUCGGGUGGCGGCUCUGAGAGUCCCAGCACCUCAAUGGAACAAAUGGGCGGCGCUGGUGGUGCAACAGCUACCGUCACCGGCCAUCCAAUCGCGCAUCAUCACAGUAUGCACGCCCACCAUAACACAUCGCACCACCACAUGCACCAGCACAGCCAUCAGGACUCAUUUCAUGGCAGCAUUGGUAGCGGCUCGAUGAACACUAGCUUUUGGGGCAGCAGUUUUGGUGGCGUGGGCAGUGGAGCGGCCGGUCAGCGACCAUGGAAUUUCGAGAGUGACGAUGAUGAUGAUCUCAACGAGGCCGAUUGGAGUUCAAAUGUUACAGCAGAGCUAUUGGCUGCGCUCACUGAUGCGGAAAAGAAGCGACAGGAGAUUAUAAAUGAAAUUUACCAAACCGAACGCAGUCACGUGCGCAUUCUCAAGCUCUUGGAGCGUCUCUUCCUCUUGCCGCUACAGGAAAGCAGUCUGCUCACGCCAGAACAUUUAGUGCUCCUCUUCCCGCCCGCUCUACUCUCGCUGCGUGAAAUACACUCUACCUUUGAGCAACAACUGAAGCAACGUCGUGUCGAACACAAUCAUGUGGUCACACACAUCGGCGAUCUGCUGUCCAGCAUGUUCUAUGGAAAGUCCGGUGAUGAGCUGUGUCAAUAUGCGGCACAAUUUUGUGCACGCCAACAAAUCGCUUUGGAAGCACUGAAAGAGAAACGACGCAAGGAUGAACAAUUGCAGAAGCUAUUGAACAAGGCGGAAUCGCAUAAGGCGUGCAGGCGUCUGCAAUUGAAAGACUUGUUGCCGGCGGUGUUGCAGCGUCUCACCAAGUAUCCGUUGCUCUUUGAGAAUCUGUACAAAGUAACCAUACGCGUGGUGCCCGAGAACACAACCGAAGCGGAGGCCAUACAGUGCGCGCUGGAGUCGUCGAAGAAGAUACUUGUUGAUGUCAAUCAGGCUGUGAAGACCGCUGAAGAUGCGCACAAAUUGCAGAACAUACAAAAGAAAUUAGACAAGUCUACUUUUGAUAAGGACGAAUUUAAGAAUUUGGACCUAACGCAGUACCGUCUUAUACACGAUGGUAGCUUGACAAUGAAGAAGAAUCCCAGCAUACAAUUGCACGGUCUACUCUUUGAAGAUAUGAUUGUGUUGUUAACAAAACAGGACGAUAAAUAUUCAUUGAAAUAUUUGCAUGCCACACGCAACAUGGAAGUCAACAAUAAGCCCGUCAGCCCUAUCAUGAGCAUCGAUUCUGAGACGCUGGUGCGGCAGGAAGCCGCUGAUAAAAAUUCAUUCUUUUUGAUUAAGACAAAAACAUCACAAAUGUUGGAAUUACGCGCACCAAGCAGUUCCGAGUGUAAAACAUGGUUCAAGCACAUUUCCGAUGCCGCUGAACAGUACAAACCACGCUCGAAGAACGCCAAUCAUGAACCAGUCGACGAUCCAGCGAUCGCCACUUUACCGCAUUCCAAUACGAAGGAGUCCCUUGAACUCACACCAGAACGGCCGCCACCAGCUUCGGCCACCGCCACGGUGACGACUACACCAUUGGCGCCCAUGAUGCCCAUCGCUACGGCGACUUCGGUCAAUGUCAACAACAACAAUAAUAACAAUAAUGACCAACAUAACGUACAAUUGCGAAAUGGGCGUCGGGAGAGCACCUCAACAGCUGGCAGCGCCGACCACAAAAUGCGGCUUAGUCACAACGAGCUCUCACCUUCGAUUGGCUCAUCGUCAGCCGCAUUGUCAUCCGUCUCCACAGCUUCGCUAUCGUCAUCGUCUGCGGUCAACCGCACAAUGUCGACGCGCAGUUGUGGCGAACCCAACAACAAUAACGGCGGCUACGAGAAUUCGAGCGUAACUCUUCGUCACACACAGUCAGCGCGUCAGGCGAACGGUCACAAUGUUGGUGCCGGCGCGGAUGAGUUUGGCUCGAAUAUAAGCGGCACGAGCCUCGGUAGUGGUUCGAAGCGCGACAGCGCCAGCAUUGUGUACUCAAAUAACUCGAACAAUACGCGUACGUUGAUGCAAUCGUCUCCGCCAUUGGUCGAACCCACCGCCAUACAGAUCAGCAUUAGUCCGGCGCAUACCGCCGAACCGGUACUCACACCGGCCGAGCGACUCCGUCGUCUGGAUGCGUCAAUACGUGACGGCCUGUUAGAGAAACAGAAAAUCAUUUGUGAUAUGUUCAGGCUGCCGGUGGAACAUUUUCAUGAGAUCGUCGACAUUGCGGCGAUGCCGGAAGCGCCCAAAGACAGCGCCGACAUUGCAUUGGCAGCGUACGCGCAGGUACAAUCACUAACCGAGGUACUAAACGAUUAUAUGCAUGUGACGCCCGAACAUGAAAUAUCUGCUGUAUCCACGGCUGUUUGCGAUCAGUGCCACGAAAAGCAACAGCAACAGCAUCAUCAGCACAGCCAACGGCCGCUGACACCGCUCACGGCCGCCUCAUCGAAUUCAUCUUCAACAUCAACAAUGAACUCGACCGGCUCUUCGACUACAACACAAAUAGCAGCCACGAGCAGCGUUGCAGCUGCGGCUACAUUAGUAGACACACCACCACCCCUUCCGCCGCCGAAUAAGCAAAUAGCACAACAGCAAACACCCACCGCCAACACCCCGACCAGUACACGUACCGUGCUGCAAAAUGCAUUGCUAGAUGAGGAUAUACACGAAGACGACGAUGGCUACUGCGAAAUCGACGAGCUGCGGCUGCCGGCUUUGCCACCGUCGCUAGCGUCAAAGGCUACCAAAGCUUCAUCUCCACCGCCGCCUUUACCACCUCCGGCUGGCAAUUUUAAAGCACCACCGCUGCCCCCACCACCAGCAGCAACAGUAACAACUCAACAUCACCAACUGCAACAGGAGGAGAGGAGUAGUUCCAAUGCAGUGACCACAAACUCGACUCUUCCUGAGGAAAACACUAAAACUGCGAACGCAGCUGAAUUGGUGAAACGUCAAAGCACAAUUAGCGCGGAUAGCAUUCCCGAAGAAUCUGCCGACGAGGUCACGCAGGCGUUAAGCGAAGAUAAAGAGGGCGAGCCGGUAACUGGCAAAGAGGAGGAUGUAAAUAUUAAGGAAGAUGAUAGUACGUUUAUGGCAGAUCCCACAGUUGGACAAACACAUAAGGAGGAGGCGAAGCAGGAAAAAAUUGAGCUCGAAGUAAAGGAGGAGGUGACAAGCGGUGACGAAAAGAAGGAGGCAGAUGAAAACAAAACAGCAGAUGAUAUAGCAAACGCAACCACAACAGUCACAAGCGAUUUGGCAGAGACUACAGCAGUGGAGACUACUGGCUCCACUGAGCCGCAAAACGAGCAGAAUGCUUCGAAAGAAUGUGAAGAGACAGCAGACAAACCAACAACAACGGAUGCCACCAUAGCGUGCGGUGAAAAAGAAGCAGUGGACACAGCUGCACCAACAACAACAACUACAGCAAGCACUAACAAUACCCACGCCGAAGAGCACAUGGAAGUCAAUGACGCGUAUGAAACUUUGUCGACGCUGAGCAGUAAGCUGAGCAGUGUUCUGACUAUGGUCGAUAGCUCCACGCAGACAAUACCAACGGCACUGGCCACAAUUCCGGCAAUAGUCAACACAAACACCAAUCUUCCUGUACACUGCGGACCUAACCGCAUACAGCACGCCAACUCGCUGGAGCCAAGCGUGCCUUGUCAUGCGCUGAAUACGAUUGUUAGCUCAUUGAAUUCGCAAAUUUCAUUACUUUUGCCAAAGAUCAAUGAACGCGACAUGGAAAGGGAGCGCCUACGCAAAGAGAAUCAGCAUUUGCGUGAAUUGUUAAAUGCGAUGCAUGAACGUCAGCGAGUUGAAGCAAAAUUGGAAACUCCAACUGAUGCGAAUGCUAUGAUCAGUGCCGCUGAUACAACAUUAACCGAUGAAACGGAUGGCGACAAUGUCAAAACCUCAACCCCCAAGAUCAACUCCAACUCCCCAGCCGAUUUAGUGGCAGCGGCGGACUCCACACCUAUGGCACCAAGUGUCGGGAACACAGCAACACAGGAGGGCGUGAACGCCACCACAACAAAAUCAACAGUUAACAAUACAACAACAAAAGCAUCAUUAGAUCAAGCUACCACACCAACAACUAAAACAGCACCACCCCAGGCAGCAGCAGCAGCAGCAGCAUCAACUGAUAGCGAGAAUUAAACGAAAAGGGCCAAAAAGAAAGCAAUUAGAGUAUUGACUAAAUGUAAACAAAAUUUUGUAGAUAUAUAUAGAUAUAUACCAAUGGAUGUAUGCAUGUAUAGAUGUUGCACGAUUUCAAUUACUCGAUGUUAUUAUUAAAGAAUAUUGGUGAAGCAGAAUUGUUGUCGUGGUCGUCGGCGUCGUAAACGCGGUUCGUACAAGCGUACCUUGGUUAAUAGGAGAUAAAAUUGCAUUUUGUAGAAGAAAAUCAUGCAACAACGGCAACAGCAACAGCAACAACAAUAAUUAUUAUAUAUUAAAUAAAAUUGUAUGUACUAUGUAUAAUUAAUUUUUUUUUUCGUAAACCAAUGCGCAAGAAAUUGCAAGAGAAGAUAUGUCUUUAAGUAAGAAAAACAAACGGAUAAAUAAUUGUGUAUUAAGUAAAGUGGAAAAAUUAUAUACAAAUACUUAUAUACAUACAUAUGCGUUUCAUGUACUUGUCGAUCGUUGUCUGUGGUUGUACCUACUUGUAUGCAUGUGAAACACACACACGCACAACUUUAGAAACAACGCUACACAUUCUCCAUUGCAUUGGAGUUUAAGCAUUUUCAAACAAAAAAAGAAAAUUAAAAGUGCUGUUCGACUUGAUUAAAAGUGAAUUUUGUCUUUGGCUACAGUCCACAUUGUGUGUAAGCGAGGGAAAGCUUAGCGCAAUUUUUGAAUGGCUACAAAACGAUUAAGUGGCAUGAAGCGAAGCAAGGCGGACUGUGGGUGCUUUGCAAAUCUUGCAGCAGACAAUUGGACGCGCGAAUUCGAUGAGCUUUACUUAAUUGUUGAAUCAAUGAAAGCAUUUUAUUCACCACUUUUCGAAUAGGGAUCAUAUAAAGGCUGAUAAUAUCACGUGAAAAAUAAGCUGUCACCUUCCUGAAGCUUACGCGACUCGCGGGCAGCAUUUUUAGUGGUAAUUUUUCGAAUUUUUAUGUGUGAACAAUAAAGCCUAUUUUUCGUGCGCCAACACUUGCAUGUUUGAUGAAAAAUACGCCGCACACGCCUUACACUACUUUUACACAAUUAUAGCGAAAAUGCGAAUUACAAUAAAUGACACAACAAAUUUUGAACACUAAACUGAUGUAUGUUUUUUGCAAAAACAUACAAACAUACGUAUGUAUAUGUUUAGUAGAGUAAACCACAAUGGGAAUACACACGUUUUGAUUAUCUCAUUUAACUACAAUACAUAAGUGGAUUUUGUAGCUAAAAAAAAUUGUAAUUAAUUUAGCUGAGCUUAGCGAAACAAUAUGAAUUUCAAAAGAAAUACAAGGUACGAAAAAACAUAAAAAUAUUGGACUUUUUUUAUAAAAAUAUGCUGCUAAAAGACGCUGUAUAAAUAGCUGAUCGCUGGUGUGAGCAAAAACAACAAAAAAGCAACAAAAACGUUGAAACGUGCUGUGAGUAAAACUCGAGAUAAGCUGAUAGAUAAGCUGCGAUUUAAAAUUCCAUGGAAUUGUGACUGUUGGUGUGAGCGAGGAGAGAGGAACGGCGGAAAGCUGACACUUUAUUAUUACAUACAUAAAUACCUACAUACAUAUAUCAAAGCAAUGGCGUCAAUGAAUGUUCUAUGGAAUCUAUGUAAUAUUUCUAAUCAAGGGGACAUAUUUGAAUGUCAACAGCAGCGAGCGGCUGUGGUGACUACGAGUAGCAGCAGUCGGACCUUUGACAUUAAAUAACUACUGCGCGCGCUUGAAAUGCAUUCACUAAUCGUUGGGUGUGGAUUUUGUAAAUUCGAAUUCGAUGGACUUUUGCACUACUAGACUGCGCACACUUAAAAUUUGGGUGUUUUUGAAACAUUUUUGUGGGUAAAUAAAAAUAUACAAACGAGAAAAUUCAAAUAUAGCGUUAAUGACAAAGAGGAGGGGACUAUUUUAGUUGAUGUUUUUUUUUUUUUGGGAGCGCAUAAUUUCAGUUGGAUUUUGAAUCGGUUGUAUAGUGAGUGAGUGAAUCGGAAAAAUAUUUUGGGUAAAGGAAUUUUAGAAAGAUAAUAAAAAACAACAGCAACGAUAAAUAAUUGAGAAAGGAAAAUUUGCAUAAGAACUAUAAGAGUUAGAAAUACAGCAUAAAAAUGAUUUAUUUUGAAUUCAGGUGGUUUUUAAAUCAAAUCAAAUCAAAAAUUCACAAAAGGCAAACGAGUUUUCACUACGGUUUCUAACAGCAUCGUAAUAAUUAAAGGGUAACGAAAAUUAAAUUUAUAAUUUAAUUUAGAUAAACAAAAUUGAUUAACUUUUCUAUGCCACGCCUUUCAUAAAAGUUCAACGCAUAUAUCUGUGUACUUUUGAUAAAACUACGUAACUCAAUUAAGCACUUUUUUUAUCAACCACUAAAUUGCUUGCUUUCCUCGAGAGCUUUAAUGAAUUAAUCAUUUAUAGCCUUAGUUUGAGUAGACAUCUUCAUAAAACUUCAAUGGAGUACUAAAUUUUUCUUUAAUAAAACGGAGUUUAUAGAUCUUAAAGCAAAACCUGCUUAAGUCACAUAAGUUGUUUUAUCAAAAGUGCGCAUAUGCUG
Messenger RNA from Anastrepha ludens (Mexican fruit fly), 10394 nucleotides. RefSeq lists its product as uncharacterized. The coding region runs from base 1155 to 7859 and encodes 2234 amino acids. Gene Ontology annotation, molecular function: G protein-coupled receptor binding; guanyl-nucleotide exchange factor activity. Gene Ontology annotation, cellular component: cytoplasm. Gene Ontology annotation, biological process: G protein-coupled receptor signaling pathway. NCBI's taxonomy places the organism in Eukaryota, Metazoa, Arthropoda, Insecta, Diptera, Tephritidae. The record is from RefSeq and is a predicted model, not a curated record. The transcript has 13 exons.